Messenger RNA from Macadamia integrifolia, 1014 nucleotides. Its product is annotated as protein LURP-one-related 11-like. The coding region runs from base 44 to 673 and encodes 209 amino acids. Lineage: Eukaryota; Viridiplantae; Streptophyta; Magnoliopsida; Proteales; Proteaceae. The record is from RefSeq and is a predicted model, not a curated record. The transcript is spliced from 3 exons.
UUCCCUUCUCUGAAGCUUUCUUCAUCUUAAUUAUCCAAAUUUCAUGCUCAUGGCUAAGGUAUACCCUCAACAAUCCCCUUCUUCUUCUACUGCUUCGGCUUCUCCUUCUCCUUAUGUGACUUCAACUAGAGAAACCUUCACACUAUGGAUGAAAUCUCUAGUUCUGCAUGGCAAUGGUUGCACGGUCUAUAAUUCAAGUGGUGAGAUUGUUUACCGUAUUGACAACUACCAUGAAAAGUGCAGUGAUGAAGUUUAUCUCAUGGACCUUGGAGGCAAUGUCCUCUUUACUAUACGUCGAAAGAAACUGAGACUAUUUGGGUGUUGGGAAGGCUACAGAUGCAAUACUUCCAGAUCAAGUAAAGAGAAACCAUGGUUUAAAGUUAGUAAAAUUCGUGAGAUUCUAAAGGGAAAGUCAUCCUAUAAAGUUACAGUAGAGUGUGAUCAACCUCAACCAAGGUGCUACAGGAUUGAAAGAUUAGUUUCAGGCAAGUCAGAGUACAGGAUAGUACUAGAUGACUCAGGGGAGCUUGUUGCAGAGGUAAAGCAGAAGCAAUCAACAUCAGGAGUUUCACUGGGAAAUGAUGUAUUAACCAUGGUGGUGGAACCUCAAGUUGAUCACUCCCUGAUCAUGGGUAUUGUUACUGUGUAUGGCCUAAUCAGUAACAAAAUGUGAUUUUUUAAUGAAGAUAAGAACUUGGAGAGUUCUGUAGAAAGCCGCAGAUCUCGAUGAAGGGGCUUCUAAACUGACCUACUUGGGAUCCUAUGUACAUGUUUUGGCAAGUGAAGUUGUUCUUUACUCUUCUUUUCUUGUAAUUUUUAAUAGGAGAAAAUGCUUAGCCCUGAGUGCUUCCAUGCUUUAAAGGAAGCAAAACUCAUGUGGCCAGAGCAAGCUCGGACAUGUAAACUUUACUGAUGUCUAAUCCUUCUGGGGGAAGGUGGGGCUAUAUAUUAAUGUUAAAAGGUCUCGUUUGAGGUCCAUGAAACCUUAAGCUGUAUUACCAAAAUGAAAUAGAA